Homalodisca vitripennis (glassy-winged sharpshooter) is the source of this 7032-nucleotide messenger RNA. Its product is annotated as ephexin-1-like. NCBI's taxonomy places the organism in Eukaryota, Metazoa, Arthropoda, Insecta, Hemiptera, Cicadellidae. The coding region runs from base 299 to 5476 and encodes 1725 amino acids. Gene Ontology annotation, molecular function: guanyl-nucleotide exchange factor activity; protein binding. Gene Ontology annotation, biological process: activation of GTPase activity. The transcript has 23 exons. The record is from RefSeq and is a predicted model, not a curated record.
UGUUGGCGCGUUGGUUGGCGUCAACGUCCGUCAGUUGGUUCUUCUUCUUCAAGCGCGUAGGUCGUGUCUAGAGUUUAGUUGUGCCGAAGUUUGUGUUGUGUUACAAAUAAGUGGUUGUGGACAUUGAUUUGUUUCUAUAAGGAUAACCAUUCCAUUACAUUCAGACAAAGCGUUACUUCAGCUGCAGCAGAUCUUAUCUUGAUAACGUCCCAGGACUGGCGUGGACGGCUCGAACUGCUCGACAAUUUCCUGCAUGUGGUGGAAAAUGGAGUAAUGGCUACUUGACGAUGGCUCCGUCAUGAUGGCUCGCCUGCUGACCGAGGAAGCUACGGCAGCCAGUGUUCCAGAGCCAGGGCUCAUGGGAGAUAGCAGCAAGCCACAACAUGCCUCCACACGCAAACUCAGCUUUAAGACUAGGCAAGCAUCAUCACGCAGCAACUACAGAGCCACCAAGGUUUCCCUGUCUUCAACCAACGUGGCUCUCAUUGCCUCCAAGUUCAACACCAUUGUCGUGGAAGAUUCUAACCAAGCGAGGGUGCUGCUGAGAAAGGUGAGCAAUAAUCAGAGAAGCAAAGAGAUCAAAGGGCGGCCUAUCAAUGCGAGGGCAGAGGGCAUGGUCAAAGCUGCUAUCGAGAUCUUUGAACACCAAGAAGAGAAAACGAAAAACAAACCUGUGGUGAAGAAAGGGAGUGAUUCAAGACCCAAGUUUCUGGUUGUGAGAAAAUCCUCCAGUAGGUCUUCAGUGAAGCUAGAAGAUUUACCAAAAAUAGAGACAACGAAGAAGUUGGACUCUUUGUCCAAAGAAAGUGCCAAAGACAGUACUGAUAGUUUUGAAAUUAAAAGUACUGAAAUGACUGUAGGAAUAAAAGAAGUUAAGAGGAAACCAAGCCUUAAAGCUAAACCUGUUUCAAGGCAUAAUCCACCCAAAAAACUGGAAUCAGAUUUGCCACUAAAUCAGAAAAUUGCCAAAUUUAAUGUCAACUCUACAACAGCAAGUACAAACAGUUCCUCUAGGGCACAUGCAAAUCAAGACAUAAAGAAAAUGAACAUUAAUUUAAAUGAAAGGAUUGCUCAAUUCAGUAAAAUCGAGGAAGAUAAAAUGUUACUGGAAAAAAAGAGUAGUAUUGUUAAAAUGGGCAAAAGUAUCACAGAAAACAGCAAAAAAGUUACAUUUGAUCCUGAAGAAAAAGAGAAUAAACAAGAAGUAAAAAAAUCAAUCUUGAGAAACAGUAAAAACAGAACAGGUUUAGUUGAACAAACUAAAGAUAGGUUGGCCUCAAUAGCAUCACAAAAUAAUUUUUCAAAUCAGCCAAACUCAGUAAAACAUUUGGACAAGAAGCAAUCUCUGAAUAAAGGUAAAUUUGUAAUAAAUGAUAAAAAGGAGUUUUCAGUCUUUCAGAAUGUGCCAGAAAUAACAAAUACUAGUGAUUUAGUAGAUUAUAAGAUUUAUAAUAAACUUUCAGUGCCUAAAACAAUUAACAAUCUUGAUGAUAACAAAUUGUCACAAUCUUCAGAAUUAUCAGUCGAUGCCAGCCCAAAACACACAAAACCAUCUGAUGAUGCAAAGCUUUCUGUUUAUUCUCAAAAAGAUUAUAGAAUUAUAGUUGACGGAAAAGAUUUGAAAAAUGAUACUUCUGAAUUAAAGACAAAUAUUAAAAUUAACAGCCCUUUGAAAGAGUCUGGUUGCACCCUGAAAUCGUCAAUCAAACCAUUAUCCUCAGAAAGCCCAAAGUUAGAAAAGAAAACUCUUUGUGUAGCAACAGACCCUUCUGAGAGUAUACAAUUGGAUAAAAUCAAGCCUAAUAGUUCAUUUUUGUGGAAGCCAGCAAGCAGAAUGAGCAUGGUCACAGAUAUACCUAUUUAUGAUGACAGGCCUGAGAGCCAAAUCAGUGGCAAUGUUCUUGAUAGUGUAAGAUCUGGAGAAAAUGUAGAACAACAAGAAAAAGAAACUUGUAAUACAGAAGACACUAAGACUGCCAAUUCUUUGGAUUUAGAUGUAGCAAGUAGUUUUAUCUUAGAGAUGACAGAGCAGAUUGAUAGAAGAUUCAGUAAUGGGUCAGUGCAUGAUAAAGAUUCUGAUGAAAAAAGUUUCAAGUCAUCACUUGAAGAAGUAAGUGAGAAUGUUUCCCUCAAAGUGAAACCUUUUCCUAAAACAAACACUUCAUUUUUGUAUGGGAAAAGUUCCAGUAAUGAUGAUGUCUUCACAGAAACAACCAAGAAAGAAUCUUCAUCUAUAUUAAAAAGUGAUGGCUUGCAAAUAUCCAAAACAACAAAAGUUCCACCACCUGUUAGUAAGAAACCCUCAAGAACAGUGAUAGGAGAUUCUCCACCACAGUUACCAGAGAAAAAUGCAAGAAUAUCUGAAAUAGUUUCUGGUAAUGUCAACCUAAAUGCUCCUCCUCCAGUGCCACCCUCACACACAAAACCAAAACUAAUGUACACCCCUUCGGAAGAGACAUGGUUGGAAAACUGUGAUAAGAUUCUGAAGAUUCCUCCGCCUCUACGGAAACAGAAAGCUCAAACAUCUCCCGAGGCUCAGCUGGACCUAGCAACUUCUCACUCACGAAGAUCACCAAAGGAUCACGGCAAAAUCAGUGAUAGUGAGAAGAGGUUCUCUGUGUCUCAGGAUGAACUGUUGAGAAGAAUGAGUGAAAUGAACCUGGCCAACAAGAGGAAUAGUCUUCCUUCUGGGUCUUACAGUUUUAGUAGCUCGUAUGUGGAACCUGAACAAGAGGAAGAGGAAGAUCACUACUGUUCCAUUCAGCAGUUUCAAAAAAAAGAUGUUGAUGAUCAAGACACAUAUGAGGCUAUUGGAGAAAAUAAUUAUGCAGAGAUAAGCGAGUUUCAGCGCGAGGAGAGAGAAGACAACAACAUCUACGAUGAUGUUCUGGACCCGGAGGACCACUAUGAGGCCAUUAACUGUGAGCUGGUGAGAGGAGACUCGGAUAGUUCCUGUGACCAGAGUAACAGUCUCUAUGGUCUGACUAGGCCUACCUCGGCUGCUGUCCCAGGUGGAGUGUACCAGAUGACUGGAGGCAGCGAGACAAGUGAUGAAUGGGUUGAUUUGGACAAUUCCGAUGACCAGCAUGAACCUGUAUUCAUCUUCCGAGAGAAGGAACGAGGCAGGAGUGUAUCGGCCGCGGAGAGUUGGAGUGCGAAGGUCCGACGCCAGUGGUCUCGACAGGCAGCAGAUGGUGAUGAUGUCUUUCUUGGGGAGUUGGCGUUACCUCCGCCUCAACUUCAACGUCGAGUUGGGAUUAAUAGAGAUGGUUCAGAAGAAUCAGUGCCGAGGCAUGGUGACAUCGAGAAUAUCGACGAAACAUCAUACUGUGAUGACUUUGACGAUUCCCUCUCAGACUCAUCAUUUGACCAAGAAACUACUCACCCCAAUACCCAGCAGGUGGCGGAGGAGAAGAGAGUCCAGCCGCUGACUGAGGGCAUAUACGGCUUUAUGAAACAAGCCGGUCAGCAGAUGCGGAAGCAUUGGGCACUCGGCAAGAGUUUGACGCGUAUGCGCAAGAACAAGAGCACCUCCAGCAUAAUACAGGGAACAGGUGACUUGGGUCGCCGAGGUUGGUCAUUCAAGAGCAGAGACAAACCCUCGUCUGCCCAGUCCACGUUUUACCUCCACACCAACACUCUGCCUCGUGGCAACUCUCCACAGGAGGUGAAAAUAGACCCUCGUCGGCUCAGUACUGCCUCUAUAGUGGCCAGGCCAACUUCACCUCCACCUCCUCCGCCCCCACGGAACUCCAUUGUUUCAGAUGGGAGUUCAAAACGAAACUCAAGACUGAACAACAGCAACUCUUCUGGUGAUAAUGAAGGUUAUGUUGAAGGCCAGAGGAGAUUAUCUCGUAAUGGCAAUUCCAUGUGGUAUGUGGAGACAAGUACAGACACUGCCUCAGAGAAUGGUUCAUCCAGCCAAGGUUCAGACCUAAACCUAAGGUUUGCUGAUGAGCCCCUCUACCAGUUCUAUGCUGCCAACAUAGCCGAGAUGACACUCUCAGAACUGACAGAGGGAGAGACUGAUGGCUAUGAGGAGAUCACCGCUCCGGCCGUACCUUCGGCCCUAGACCUGGUGUCAGUGACCCACCACUGCAGCCUCUGGUGUGAGGUACCUCAGGUGCGGAACAGCGGCGUGCUAGAUACUCUGACUCAGAGUCAAAAGCGGCUGCAGGAAGCCAAGUUCGAAGUGAUGACAUCGGAAGCCUCAUAUUUCAAGUCUCUUACAGUCCUGGAUAAGCUGUUCUCUUCCUGUCCGCUCUUCUGUGAUGAGAAUAUUCUCUCCCGGGACGACCGACGGGUGCUAUUCGGGAACGUCACCAGCGUGAGACGGUGCUCAGAGAAGUUGUUGGCAGCUCUGCAAGCAUGUUGGCAAGACUGUAUCCUGCUGCAGGGAUUGUGUGAUGUUGUACAUGACCAUGUCGUGAGCUACAGAGAUGUGUACAUCAACUACUGCACAAACCAGAUCUCCAUGGACCGCACACUCAAGAUGCUCAAGCAAACAAAUAGCAACUUCAUCACUGUGCUGACCCAGCUUGAGAGUGAUGCUGAGUGUCAGUCGCUGACCCUUUACUCGUUCCUGAUGUUGCCGAUGCAGCGCAUCACACGGUUGAGGCUGCUGUUUGAGACGAUGCUGACGCUGCUCGAUCAAAGCGAUGCUGAGUUCCCCUCCUGCAAGAGGACUCUGGAAGUCCUCAACAAGUGUGUGGCCGAGUGUAACGAAGGGGCUCGCAGUCAGGAACGGCUGGAGGAGAUGGUUCGGCUGAGUAAACAGCUCGACUUUCCUGCUGAGAUGAAUGUGCCCAUACUGGGAGAGGGAAGUAACCGGUGGCUGGUGCGCUCCGGGCAGGUGACCCAGGUCAACAUGGAUGCCAAGCAAACAUUUGGCCGCCGACUUUCACGCACAGGACCCAAGUUCACACUGUUCCUCUUCACCGACCUGCUAGUGGUCACGAAGAAGAAGAGUGAGGACAGCUACCUCGUUGUAGACCACUGCCAGAGGAGUCUUGUAGAGAUGCAGGAGAUGAGGGAUUUCCCCGGCAACAACCGGUUCCUGCUCCAGGUCACUCUGUUGGAGAAUGCUGAUAGCAAAACUGUUGAGAUGACUUUGAGCUGUGACAGUGAGACAGAUAGACAGCGAUGGCUCCAGGUGUCAAGUCCCCCGCAGUCUGAGGCUCCUGGGGAGACACUCUACGAGGGAUGGGACUGCCCUCAGGUCACGGCCAUCCAUAACUACCUGCCGUCACAGCCCGACGAGCUCAACCUCGCUCUGGGCGACAUUGUCAACGUUCUGCGCAAGACUGAAGGGUGGUUUUACGGUGAGAGGACACGGGAUGGCGAGAAGGGUUGGUUUCCCGGCAAUUAUACUCGUGAGAUCGCAUCCAAACAUGUCCGAGCCAGAAACCUCAAACAACGGCAUCGGCUGUUGCAACUGUCUGCUGACUUUGUCCAGCAGAAGAAAAAGGUUAAAUAAAAGUCGAUUCAGCAUAAGUUUUUCUAACUCAGUCAACAAAUUUUUUAAUAAUUGUGAAAUAUUAAUACAUCAAGUUGUUUCUCUCGAAAUAUUUCUCCUGUUCGACCUCAAGUGCUGUUGUAGUGAACUAAAAAUGUAUUUUGUAUUUGUAUAUUUUGUAAAAGUUUACAACAAAGGGACCAAUUCGCUUAAAGUUGACUAAUAUAUUUCUGCUAAUUUUUACUUGUCGAGGUGUAUAUUUUUACUGUGCUAGUCAUGUAAUAACUUCUCUGUUAACAAUAUUGUGUAAUUUGUUGAUGAUGGCUGUAUUUCUAUUGUUGUUAAUGUUAGAAUGCUUAUGAUCUUGUUAUCUGUUAGUUUUGUUAUUGCCAAUAUGUUCUGUAAGCUCUGUGCUAUUGAUAUUGCCAUAACAGUUGAAAUAUUAUUUAGUGAUUAAGUCGUCCAAUUAUGUUGACUUGUUUUUAACGCAUUUAUUCAAUUUGCAUUUAUUUUCAAAGAAGAAUUGACAUUCUACAGCUUGUGUGUUUGUAAGUGCCAAAGGUUAUAUAUAACAUGUAAAUUACCUAUUCUGUUGAUUAAAUAAUCUAAUCUACACAAAAGGAAUUCUAAGAAAUGCUUUAUGUUAGAUUGAAAUCCAAUGAACAUUACCAAUGAGAAAACAGUAAUUUUUUAAAGUACUUGAAAAGCUAAACAACUCAGUUAUUUUAAUCGAAUUCUCACUAAGAAAUUAAGAAAAACCUGUGAAAUUGAGCUUAAAAAUCUUUAAGAACAGAAGAAAAUAAAUACUUUUUACUAACAAUUGAGUAAUUUUUAUUACCAAAAGAUGUUAUUAAAUAGGAAAGCAAAAUGGACAGAAAAUGUUUUUAUUUUAUUGAAUUAUUGCAAUAUUGUUUUUAAUUCCCCUUACAUAAAAUUACUAUCCAUUCAAAAAGUUUAAAUUUCUAAUUCAUAAAAUUUAUAUUUAUUUUUAAUCUUUACACAAGUGUAGUUACCAGAGAAAAAAGAUUACUUUUUUACUAACAUUGUGAUGAAAUUAGAGUCAAAAUUGUGUCUCAUGUAAAGAAACCUCUAUUAAUUAUUUUAUUGUGAGACAUAACAGUUUCUUUGGACAUUUAGAAUUUUAUUGUCAAGCUUGCAUAGUUAAUACUAAUAUCCUAUUACAUAAUAGCUUCUCAUUUCUCUCCAGUGUCACUUUAAUUACUCAAUUCUUAAGUUAAGGCAGUUGUGUAAUAAUAUAUCAAUUUUUUGUGAUACAUAAGAAAAUGAGUAGUUGUCACAUCAAUACUUUUUAGUAUUUUAGUUUUGAUUUCAUGAAAUAAUAUAAUAUAACUUAUUAAUUGGCAUAAAAACCACUACGAAUCAUGUUAUAGUGUUCAUAUUGAGUAUCUUAUUUAUUGUAAAUUAAUACUAUUAAACUUAGGACUUCGUACUUAUUUUUUGUAAAAUGCAUUGUACAAAUGUGUAUAAACAGCAAAUCGUAACUUUUACAUUCCACAAUGACCUUGUAAAUAUCUGUUUAAAAAUAUGUUGAAUAAAAAUAUUUUCUAUCAAAAAAA